CCAUGGACUGAAAAGUAAUGUAGAAGACAGUCAUUGCACUAGUUUUGGCUUCUACCACUCCCAGAUCAUGAGCAAAGUCACUGGAAUUGCAAGCUGUCCUUAUUAGUGCAAGAAGAAACCAGCUACGAAGGCAACAUGGAUUACAAAGAAUUACCUCUUGAUGAAUGGAACGAGAGUCAUGUUAAGUGCUGGCUAGAAUCCGUUGGAAUUAAAAAAGAGUAUGUAGAAAAGCUCUGUGAAGAGGAAGUAACCGGUCCAACUCUCAAAGUAUUAGAUGAGCCAUUCCUCAAGAGAAUGGGCAUGAAACAAGGCCAGAUCCAUAUACUAAUGCACAAAAGAAAUCAACUUUUGCAGCAGAAUAUUGGGAUACAUGUCACCAAAGUAGUUAAUGACAACAUUAAGGCUGUGGAUGUAUCAGUCAGCAACAAAACCAAUUCAGAUAGGAAAAACUCCAAACCCACAGAGUUGGACUCAUCAACCCAAGAGAAAAAAAGUGUUCUAGAAGAAACCAAACACAAACAAUCCAAUAUUAAACCAGUUUUGCUAUCACAUGGAGCUUCACAACAACAGUGCUCAAAUGAGAUGGACAUGGCACAUACAAUUUCUGCUUUUAGCAAAAUAGAAAGCACAACUAAUACUUUUGUUCUGGAAGACCAAGUACGCCUGAGCCCAUUCAGGCCAUUCAACAGUGACAGCAUUAAUUUCAAGUAUGUUAGAAAUACAGUCCUCAACCCAGAAACAGGAGUUCUCAAUCUAAUUAGCCCUUGCCACGAAUACAAAUCUUUUGCUACAGCUGCAAAGCUGGACAGACUAAGACUGCAAGCAAAGCUUGCCCAUGAGGUGAUUAAGUUUGCUUCUGCUUGCCUUAAUGUCCGAACAAAUGGUACUAUUCACUUUGGAAUCAUGGAUAGUGUGGAGAAAAAGGGCUGGAAACAUGGAGAGAUAGGUGGGAUACAGAUAAGUGACAGAGACAUGUAUGUGGAUGCUUUAGAUUACAUAGGAAGAUGCUUUGAUUCAAAUCUUCAAGAAGCUGCAAGACUUUGCAUUCACCCUCCUGUUUUCAUUGAAGUUAUUCAAAAAGGCACUCACGAGCAAUAUUUUGUAGUAGAAGUUGACAUUGAACCAUCAUCCAACAUUGUAAAAGGGAAGUUUUUUCAAGUUCGUCUGCCGCAUUUUAAUGAAAAAAAUAAAAAGGUAAACUUUGACAAGGAUAAAAUUGCCUUUCAAAGAGUUGGUUCAAAAUCUGAACCAGUAAAGAAUGAAGAUCUAGUGACAUUCAUUCAGGAGUUACAAGAAAGAGAUGCUUGGAGAGAAAAGGCUGAAUUACUUAAUCAUGAAAAUCAAAUCGAUGAGCCUCAAAACUUAGGGCGAAAAUUAUCCAUCUUAUUGACAGAUGGCAAAAACUACAUGGAUGACACUCUGUGGUAUAUUCUUGUUACAAAUAAAUGCAGAGAGGAAGACCUCAAUUCUAUUAACUUUUUGAAGUACAUGAACAUCUUCUGUGUAUUUGACUUUGAUGAGGACUCCAAUGUAUCAGGUUUGUACUCCAAGUACAAAGAACACCAUGCUACCAGCUCUCAUUUCUUGCAAAACUAUUCUAAUGACAACAAGAUGAGCACAACUGAAUUUCAAAAACAUAUGUGCCUAUUUGUUAAGAAAAGCUGGAUAUUUUGCAAUGGACGCAGUGACUUCCUUGGGGAUGAGAAACCUUGUGAUGAAAACACUUGGAUUAGAGUCAAGAGGAAGUAUAUGAAGAAAGCAGUAUCUUUUAUCUGCGAUGAGCUCCUUCCAAAGGGAUCUUUUCUAGUGCUUUUUCUACUGCUAUCACCUGUGGAGAAACCAAUUGUAGACACUUUCCAUGAAUUCUACAGUGAAAUGAAUGGCAUGGAGUUCAUAAUAUGCCUUGCUGAGUCCAGAGAAAACUAUGAGAAGUGGGCUAAUUUGGCUCAGGCAUCCUGCAGCAUUGAGACACUAGAACAGAGGAGUAUCGUAGGCAUGAAGCUAAGCCAUGUAGAUGCCACAAUCCAAAACAUGCUGCCCUCUACAACGAAUUGCACACAUUUACCAGUUUCCACAAAGGGGCUGUGCUCACUUCCCACACUGGAAGAAGAGAAAAUGUUUUCUCUUGAAAUAUUGUGCGCUGAUCAAUGUGAUGAUAUCAAACUAGAUCUUCUGAGUUCAAGAGAAAUACAGGAGAUAGAUGAAAUGUUUUAUCGAGGUAAAAAAGUCAGUUGGAAAAAUUUCUGGCUUGCUGAUAAAAGGAAGUGUGGAGAGCUUAUUGAAAGGGAAGCUUGUAAAGAAGUUUCUAGAAUGUUGAAUGAUUGUGUGUGGGGGAAUCGGUUCAGGUAUCCUGUGACUAAACUGAAAGUGUUCCAUCACCCUGGGAGUGGAGGAAGUACCAUUGCAAGGCAAGUGCUGUGGAAACAACGGAAGGAUUUACGAUGUGCUGUUAUCAAAACAACAUACCCGGUUGCUACUGUCUGUCAGCAUGCAGUUGAAUUCCGACAUUAUGAUGAAAAAGAUCUCAAAAAUGCUCUCCCUGUCCUCCUUUUGGUGGAAGAUUAUGAUGAAGACUACCUUGAUGAAUUAAAUUAUUCUUUAGCCGAUGCCAUGGGACCUAAUAAACGCCAUCCUUCCAGGCCCUCUUUCAUCCUCCUUUGCUGUAAACGAUCCAAUGACCCCAAAAAGCUUUGCAAGGUUUCUGCUCAGGAUACAGUCGCUGUCACUCAUAAAUUGACAGACCAAGAGAAAAACUUGUUCAGAACAAAGCUAGAAAAAUUUGAAAAUCAGAAGGAUUUUAAGUUAGAAUAUAUCAUUACAUUUGUCCUCAUGAGUAAUGAAUUUGAAACAGAAUACGUGAGAGAAUUUGUAGAGCAUCUGCUCAAAGAUAUAGACUUUUCUUCCCGUGAAACUACUUUGAUAAGGUAUGUUGCCUUGCUCAAUUUCUACGUACACAAUUCAUACAUUUCUUUAUCCCACUGUGAAGCUUUCUUGGGGCUUAGGGCAUAUGAAGAAGUGAGAAUGAGACAAUAUGAUUUCAUAAGUAACUUAAGUGAACAGGCAUGGCUUAUUUUCAUUGAGUUGAGAGAAACCACCACUUAUAUUUCAUCCAUUCAAAUAAUACACCACCUGGUUGCAAAGGAAAUGCUGAAUCAGCUCUCUGGACGUCGGACUCAGAGUGAAAUUGCCAUGGAACUUCUCCAGGAAAAGGCAUUUCUUCAGCAUAGGUUUGGGCGGGAAGAGUUUAUAAAGUUCAUCAGACAUCUGUUUAUAAAACGUGAUAAAAAGAGUAGAGGAGAUAACACUGAUAGCCUUUUCUCUCCAUUCAUUGAGCACAUCUGUGACAAAGAAAACCCAGAAAAAGCCAUAGAUGUCUUAAAAUAUGCUUACGAGUGCCUGGGAAGAGAUGCUUUCUUUGCCCAACAACUUGCCAGACUACAUUACAAUUAUGAAAAAUUCGAAGAUGCAAAAUACUGGGCAGAAAUAGCUAAAUCUCAUUUGCCAAAUGAUUCUUUUAUUUUAGACACAGAGGGACAAGUGUAUAGGAAAUGGUUUAGCUUUAGAGUGGAAAAAAAAUCAGAUGAAGACACUCCUGAAGACAUCAUUCAAAUUAUAGAAAUUGCUCUUAAAGCUAUGGAGUGCUUCAGAAAUGAACAGCAAGCCGCAAAGUUUGAGAAAGACAGCAUGAAUAACUCUGGUUAUUUUGGAGAAGUAGAAGUGGGAUGCCGUUUACUGAAACUAUUAUCUACACUUGAUAUAUUUCCUAAAAAUACAAAAGGCGAACAUCCUGAACUUCUCCAGUAUUUACUUACAGACUAUAUACCAGAAGACAUUAAAAAGCCAUGGCGAAAACUUCACAGUCGCUUAAAAGGCCUACGCCAGAAUAUUUAUAAUGCUCUGGACUGGAUUUCAGAAGAUCUAAGUUAUUUCCAAACAGAUAAAAACCAAACAGAUGAUAAUGAGAGAGAAGAGCAAGUGCAUAAUCCCAGAGGAUGGCUGAUAAAGCUAUGUAAGAAGUACGCAACAUUCUUUAGUUCAGAGACACUUAUUCAAGAAAAAGGUGCAAGAUCUAAAAUCCAGCUGAUCAGACAAAUGAAUAUUUAUAAACAUGGUGGUGGGAAUGUCACUACUAUUCUGUCAUUCCUAUCAGAUAAUAAUAAGAAUGAUAAGAAAUCAGUUGAGAAUCUUGAAAAAAUAAUAAGCUUCUACUCAGAAGAUCCACAGAAAGAGAGUCUAGAAGACACAGACCUUGCAAAUUAUAUAUUAUGUCAUUUUACACUAGCAUGUCUGUCCCCUGGCUCUUCCAAGCUCCUUGACCUUCAAAAACUUCGAGAACUCAGCAAGAGAUUCUACACAAGGAGAAAAACAACAUUUCCCGCAAGUGCUUAUUUUUUGCUUACUUUACUUUACUGGCCUGAUGCUGCUUUGGACAAAGACUCUAACUCUGAUAAAGAUGAUAUAUUAAAAUCAGCCCUUGAUACCUUGAAGCGCUUAUAUGACAUCAAAAUAAAAGACGUUGCUCCAAGGAAGAAAAGAAUCUACACAAUAUUUUUCUUGGCGCAAGGCUAUGGCCUAAGGAAGAUUGUGCCCAAGACAAAAAUUGAUAAAUUAAUGAAGGGCUCCCUGGAUGAACGGCGAAAAAACUGGCAAAACGGGGAAGUGUGGAAAAUAGGUGAAGUACAUAAAGUCCUAGAAAGAGUGGAUGGAUGGACAGAAGACGGCCGGGUUUUUGCAGUGGGUCACUCUGGACGGAUUCCAAUUUUACCUUUACAUUUUGAUUCAGUGCCGCCAGGAAAUGAAAAUGUAAAAUUUUAUCUAGGUUUCUCAUUCAAUGGACUUGUUGCCUAUGACAUUCGGAUAAAAAUGUAGGAAAUAUCUCAAUAUCCUGCAAGGUUUAAGGAAUCAGACUGCCCACAGUACCAGGCCUACUAUUGUGCUUGAGUUUACAUUUCUCUUUGCAGGGCCUCUUUAGAAACAAUUUCUAAUGACCAGUCUAAAAUUUGCCUAGCAUCUCAAACAGGCAGGACUAUAUAUAGUCAAUGUAUACUCUCUUUCUGAGCAUGUAUGGAAGCAGGGAAAUGGGUCCAAAUACAAAUUUUGCUGCAGCCUAUUGGAAAAGCAUUGACUUUUUAUUCUCUCAGUAUUUUAACAGUCUAUAAAUUAAUUUUAACUUUGCUGUUUUAAAUUUGUAUUUCUGCACUGCUGCUGAUUCUAUCCUGGUUGUGCUUUUAUAUUGUAUUUUAUAUCAUGUUUUUAUACUGUUGUUUUAUACUUGGAUUUAAAUUCUUGUGAACCGCCAGAGAGCUUCGGCUAUUGGGCGGUAUAGUAAUGCAAUAAAUAAAUAAUUCAAUGGC
This is a messenger RNA of Elgaria multicarinata webbii, 5354 nucleotides long. RefSeq names its product sterile alpha motif domain-containing protein 9-like. The coding region runs from base 136 to 4869 and encodes 1577 amino acids. Gene Ontology annotation, molecular function: protein binding. The transcript is spliced from 3 exons. The record is from RefSeq and is a predicted model, not a curated record. Gene Ontology annotation, cellular component: cytoplasm. Lineage: Eukaryota; Metazoa; Chordata; Lepidosauria; Squamata; Anguidae.